Molecule: messenger RNA, 1883 nt
Organism: Penaeus vannamei (Pacific white shrimp)
Lineage: Eukaryota; Metazoa; Arthropoda; Malacostraca; Decapoda; Penaeidae
Source: RefSeq, a predicted model, not a curated record
CUUUACAGAAUUACUGCUUGGAGAAAGAUGGUUGUUCGACAAUACAAUGAUGAGCUCAAGUUCCUUGAGCGCAUCAUGCCAAACUGCUGGCGAAUCAAGAAGGGGUUCCAGCCCAACAUGAAUGUGGAUGGAAUCUUUUAUGUGAACGAUCACCUAGAGAAACUCAUGUUUGAUGAGCUACGAAAUGCUUGUCGUCCUGAUGGUGGAGGCUUUUUGCCAGCUAUGAAGCAAAUUGCAAAUGUUGCAGCUUUACCUGGUAUUGUCGGGAGGUCGGUUGGCCUACCUGAUGUCCACUCUGGCUAUGGAUUUGCAAUUGGUAAUAUGGCAGCUUUUGAUAUGGAUAACCCGAAAGCUGUAGUGUCUCCUGGAGGAGUAGGAUUUGACAUAAACUGUGGAGUUCGUCUUCUUCGUACCAACUUGAUGGAAAAUGAUGUUAAGCCUAUCAAGGAACAGCUGGCCCAAUCAAUGUUUGAUCACAUUCCUGUGGGUGUUGGUUCAAAGGGUAUCAUCCCCAUGACGGCACGAGACUUGGAGGAAGCCCUAGAGAUGGGCAUGGACUGGUCACUAAGAGAAGGCUAUAUAUGGGCUGAAGAUAAGGAACACUGUGAAGAGUAUGGGCGAAUGGCACAGGCUGAUCCUGCCAAAGUUUCAAUGCGAGCUAAGAAAAGGGGGCUGCCACAGCUAGGUACUCUGGGUGCUGGCAACCAUUAUGCAGAGAUCCAGGUUGUGGAUGAAAUAUACGACAAGUGGGCGGCCAGCAAGAUGGGAAUCGAGGAGAAAGGCCAAGUUUGUGUCAUGAUUCACUCGGGCUCCAGGGGAUUUGGCCAUCAAGUAGCUACAGAUGCCCUUGUUGCCAUGGAAAAGGCCAUGAAGAGAGAUGGCAUUGACACAAAUGAUCGACAGUUAGCAUGUGCCAGGAUCAAUUCCCCUGAAGGCCAGGACUACCUCAAGUCAAUGGCAGCAGCAGCUAAUUUUGCCUGGGUUAAUCGUUCAUCCAUGACGUUCCUCAGCCGACAGGCUUUCGCCAAAAUGUUUCAAACGAGUCCUGAUGACCUUGACAUGCAUGUGAUAUAUGAUGUUUCACACAAUAUUGCCAAGAUUGAACAACAUUGGGUUGAAGGGAAACUACGUACAUUGCUGGUUCACAGGAAGGGUUCUACACGUGCUUUUCCACCACAUCACCCACUGAUUCCGGUAGACUACCAGUUGACUGGCCAACCUGUCCUCAUUGGAGGAACAAUGGGCACCUGUUCCUAUGUUCUCACGGGUACAGAACAAGGCAUGAUGGAAACAUUCGGGUCAACCUGCCAUGGUGCUGGACGUGCCCUUUCUCGUGCCAAAUCUCGGAGGAAUUUGGACUACACAGAUGUCCUUAAUAGGCUUGAGCAGCAAGGUAUAAGUAUUAGAGUAGCUUCACCCAAAUUGGUGAUGGAAGAGGCACCGGAAUCAUAUAAAAAUGUAACGGAUGUUGUUGAUACCUGUCAUGCAGCUGGUAUUAGUAAGAAAUGUAUUAAGUUACGUCCAAUUGCUGUUAUAAAAGGGUAGACUUUGUUUUGCUUCAAAGAUUUUUCCUUAUGAUUACCAAGUCAUUACAUUGGUCUGAAUGUAUUACAGCGAAUGAGCAUUAUUAGAAUUUAAGUAAACAUUUAUAUACCGUGAACAAUAAUGUAACUGAAGUAAGCAAGCAGUUCAUAUACAUUUCAAUAUUUUAUUUGUUACUGAAAUACUUAUAACAUCUGUAUUUGAAAUAUUUAGUGUUCCCAGUAUGCAUGCAUGCAUUUUGUGAUAUGAUACAAAAUUAAAGAAACUAAAUCACACUUUCUACUAAUUUAUUGUCAGCUAUGUAAUGUUCAAUGAAAAUAAAUUUGUAAAAGCGUUUAGCU